GAGUAAGCAUGUUAGUUCCGUUAGUGGUUAGUGCCGUGUUGGUAGUUCAAGUUGGUAGUCAGUUACCGCCUGGAUAUGUUUGUGUACCUGCCGGUACAUGUCCCCCCACUGGCAACAUUGGUAUAGAUAUAAGAAUUGUCACACCAGGAGGUACAAAUCCCUGUCCGCCGGGACAAGUUCCUUGCUUAUUAACGAUACCAACACCAUCACCAACACCCACUGCAAGCACAUGUGGUAAAAGAAGUGUCACUAAUGUUUCACCUAACGAUGGAUUUGCAACACAGGGAGCAUGGCCAUGGCAAGCGUACUUGGUAAACCAAACAGGAUACGCAGGAAGCGGUGUGUUAAUUAAUGCAAAUACAGUACUAACGGCAGCUCAUAAAGUGGUCGGAAACAGAGCCACGCCGGCUAUGAUCGGUGUAUACAUGGGCGUAUACACCCCAAGCCAAUUAGGAACUCGCUUAUCUGUUUCAACUGUAACUAUCCACCCAGACUUUAACAUCAACACAUUCUUCAAUGACAUAGCAUUGUUAACAUUGACUACAUCAAUAGCACCACUGCCACAACAAUUAAUCAACACGGCAUGUUUACCGACUUCUGGACAAAGCUUCAUUGGAUCAUCAUGCACGGUGACUGGUUGGGGACAGACCACCUUCGUGAUAAACGAUGCGCCGCUAUUACAACAAAAGCAGGUGAACGUAACAGUAGUGAGCUAUAAUGCCUGCUACACGUCAAUGAGUGUCGCGUCGCUUUUGGGGACAAACGUAAACACCUAUUUGGAUCCGUUUGGAGAAAUAUGCGCCGGAGGAGAAGCGCAACGGGAUGCGUGUACUCAAGACGGGGGUUCGCCAUUAGUGUGUUACGUCAAUAACGCGUAUGUAGUCGCCGGUCUAGUGAUUUGGGGAAAAGGUUGCGGUCAAGCCGGAGUGUAUGGUGUUUACGUAAAUGUGCCAUAUUAUUUAGUUUGGAUACAGAAUAGCAUCGCCAACUUGGCAGGUUGAGGUUAUACAAUAGAACCAAAACUAUGUACAGUAUUA
Messenger RNA from Photinus pyralis (common eastern firefly), 1037 nucleotides. RefSeq names its product tryptase-like. The record is from RefSeq and is a predicted model, not a curated record. Gene Ontology annotation, biological process: proteolysis. The coding region runs from base 9 to 1001 and encodes 330 amino acids. Lineage: Eukaryota; Metazoa; Arthropoda; Insecta; Coleoptera; Lampyridae. The transcript is spliced from 5 exons. Gene Ontology annotation, molecular function: serine-type endopeptidase activity.